Closterium sp. Naga37s-1 is the source of this 495-nucleotide messenger RNA. Lineage: Eukaryota; Viridiplantae; Streptophyta; Zygnematophyceae; Desmidiales; Closteriaceae. The record is from the annotation of a GenBank genome assembly.
AUGGACUAUUCGCUGCCCGCCCGUAAGCUGCUCCUCGCUGACGUCAGCGCGUACCGGAUUAUCCGGCGAGCGAACGGGCAACCGCUGCUGGAGGGCGUUCUUAGAAGCCCGGCUGAUGCGGAGGGCCCUGCUGCGGAGGGGCGUGCUGGGGGGGCGCCUGUUGCGGUGGGGCGUGUUGCGGAAGGGGGUUUGUAUCUGGACGAUGGCAGUGCGGCGGUCGAGAUCGUUCCUGCUAAAGGGGGGUCGCCUCCGCUUGUCGGGUCGUACGUGCAAGUCAUAGGUGCCCUCUGCACCCGCCCUGCCAGCCCACCAUUCAUCAAGGUGCACAAGAUCGUGGGCAUCGCGGCAGGCCCCAACAGAGAGGCCCUGAUGACGUUUGAGUUGACUCAAGGUCACUUGUUGUGUCGACUCAAAGUCACCUCCGCUCGCGCCAAGCUGGUGGACCUGACAGCAGCAGACCUCAAUAGGGAGUCUCCCUGCGGCACGUGGAGGUGA